Messenger RNA from Fusarium redolens, 591 nucleotides. RefSeq lists its product as uncharacterized. The transcript has 2 exons. NCBI's taxonomy places the organism in Eukaryota, Fungi, Ascomycota, Sordariomycetes, Hypocreales, Nectriaceae. The record is from RefSeq and is a predicted model, not a curated record. The coding region runs from base 1 to 591 and encodes 196 amino acids.
AUGCACGAUUACAAAGAUACAAUAUUCAAACUGGUUGGCAGGUUCAACAUUCAGGGCGGAGUCAUGAAGCAGGCGUUCGCAACAAAUCUCUUACGUGAAAAUGGUCUUCAGCCAUUUAACGACAAAAAGCAUCGGGAAGAACAGAUUGGCAUCCUUGUCAUUUCUGAGGCAGAAUAUAACAAGCCUAGCCAUUUCGUUGAACCUAAAACAGUUUGUGUGGAUGACAAAGAUGCCAGGGAUGAUGAUAAAAAGUAUUUGGACAGCGAGUGUCAGGAUGAUGACUAUGAGGAGGGCGAUGGCGAUGAUGAGUCUGACGAUGAUGAGCCUGACGAUGAUGAGUCUGAUGUUGAUGAGUCUGAUGAUGAUGAGCCUCCGGGUUAUGAGUACGAACAUGAUGAAGAGUCUGAGGAUGAAGCGUAUUGGAAGAAAGCGUAUAAGCAUGAGUCUGAAGAUGAAGAGUCUGAGGAUGAAGCGUAUUGGAAUAAAGCGUAUAAGGGUGGUUGGCAUGAGACUGGUAAUAGGAAGCGGUAUAAUGAUAGCCGCCGGCUUCGGAGUCAAGCCCUAGUUUAUCUGGCAGCUCCACUGACUUAA